AUGGAGGGAGAGGCUAGGGGGAGGGACAGGCGGGGCGAGGAGGAGGCAGAGGCGAGGCGAGGAGGAAAGGGGGACGAGGCGAGGAGGAGGCGGAGGCCGAGGCGAGGCGGAGGCGGAGGCCGAGGCGAGGCGAGGCCGGAGGCCGAGACGGCGCGAGGCCGGAGGCCGAGGCGAGGCGGAGGCGGAGGCCGAGGCGAGGCGAGGCCGGAGGCCGAGACGGCGCGAGGCCGGAGGCAGAGACGGCGCGAGGCGGGGGCAGAGACGGGGCGAGGAGGGGGCAGAGACGAGGGGGAGACGAGGCGAGAAGCAGGGGGAGACGAGGCGAGAAGCAGGGGGAGACGAGGCGAGAAGCAGGGGGAGACGAGGCGAGAAGCAGGGGGAGACGAGGCGAGAAGCAGGGGGAGACGAGGCGAGAAGGAGGGGGAGACGAGGCGAGAAGGAGGCAGAGACGAGGCGAGAAGGAGGCAGAGACGAGGCGAGAAGGAGGCAGAGACGAGGCGAGAAGGAGGCAGAGACGAGGCGAGAAGGAGGCAGAGACGAGGCGAGAAGGAGGCAGAGACGAGGCGAGAAGGAGGCAGAGACGAGGCGAGAAGGAGGCAGAGACGAGGCGAGAAGGAGGCAGAGACGAGGCGAGAAGGAGGCGGAGACGAGGCGAGAAGGAGGCGGAGACGAGGCGAGAAGGAGGCGGAGACGAGGCGAGAAGGAGGCGGAGACGAGGCGAGAAGGAGGCGGAGACGAGGCGAGAAGGAGGCGGAGACGAGGCGAGAAGGAGGCGGAGACGAGGCGAGAAGGAGGCGGAGACGAGGCGAGAAGGAGGCGGAGACGAGGCGAGAAGGAGGCAGAGACGAGGCGAGAAGGAGGCAGAGACGAGGCGAGAAGGAGGCAGAGACGAGGCGAGAAGGAGGCAGAGACGAGGCGAGAAGGAGGCAGAGACGAGGCGAGAAGGAGGGACAGACGAGGCGAGAAGGAGGGACAGACGAGGCGAGAAGGAGGGACAGACGAGGCGAGAAGGAGGGACAGACGAGGCGGGAAGGAGGGACAGACGAGGCGGGAAGGAGGGACAGACGAGGCGGGAAGGAGGGACAGACGAGGCGGGAAGGAGGAAGAGAGGAGGCGGGAAGGAGGAAGAGAGGAGGCGGGAAGGAGGAAGAGCGGAGGCGGGAAGGAGGAAGAGCGGAGGCGGGAAGGAGGAAGAGAGGAGGCGGGAAGGAGGAAGAGAGGAGGCGGGAAGGAGGAAGAGAGGAGGCGGGAAGGAGGAAGAGAGGAGGCGGGAAGGAGGAAGAGAGUGGGCGAGAAGGAGGAAGAGAGUGGGCGAGAAGGAGGAAGAGAGUGGGCGAGAAGGAGGAAGAGAGUGGGCGAGAAGGAGGAAGAGAGUGGGCGAGAAGGAGGAAGAGAGUGGGCGAGAAGGAGGAAGAGAGUGGGCGAGAAGGAGGAAGAGAGUGGGCGAGAAGGAGGCAGAGACGAGGCGAGAAGGAGGCAGAGACGAGGCGAGAAGGAGGCAGAGACGAGGCGAGAAGGAGGCAGAGACGAGGCGAGAAGGAGGCAGAGACGAGGCGAGAAGGAGGCAGAGACGAGGCGAGAAGGAGGCAGAGACGAGGCGAGAAGGAGGCAGAGACGAGGCGAGAAGGAGGCAGAGACGAGGCGAGAAGGAGGCAGAGACGAGGCGAGAAGGAGGCAGAGACGAGGCGAGAAGGAGGCAGAGACGAGGCGAGAAGGAGGCAGAGACGAGGCGAGAAGGAGGCAGAGACGAGGCGAGAAGGAGGCAGAGACGAGGCGAGAAGGAGGCAGAGACGAGGCGAGAAGGAGGCAGAGACGAGGCGAGAAGGAGGCAGAGACGAGGCGAGAAGGAGGCAGAGACGAGGCGAGAAGGAGGCAGAGACGAGGCGAGAAGGAGGCAGAGACGAGGCGAGAAGGAGGCAGAGACGAGGCGAGAAGGAGGCAGAGACGAGGCGAGAAGGAGGCAGAGACGAGGCGAGAAGGAGGCAGAGACGAGGCGAGAAGGAGGCAGAGACGAGGCGAGAAGGAGGCAGAGACGAGGCGAGAAGGAGGCAGAGACGAGGCGAGAAGGAGGCAGAGACGAGGCGAGAAGGAGGCAGAGACGAGGCGAGAAGGAGGCAGAGACGAGGCGAGAAGGAGGCAGAGACGAGGCGAGAAGGAGGCAGAGACGAGGCGAGAAGGAGGCAGAGACGAGGCGAGAAGGAGGCAGAGACGAGGCGAGAAGGAGGCAGAGACGAGGCGAGAAGGAGGCAGAGACGAGGCGAGAAGGAGGCAGAGACGAGGCGAGAAGGAGGCAGAGACGAGGCGAGAAGGAGGCAGAGACGAGGCGAGAAGGAGGCAGAGACGAGGCGAGAAGGAGGGACAGACGAGGCGAGAAGGAGGGACAGACGAGGCGAGAAGGAGGGACAGACGAGGCGAGAAGGAGGCAGAGACGAGGCGAGAAGGAGGGACAGACGAGGCGAGAAGGAGGCAGAGACGAGGCGAGAAGGAGGCAGAGACGAGGCGAGAAGGAGGCAGAGACGAGGCGAGAAGGAGGCAGAGACGAGGCGAGAAGGAGGCAGAGACGAGGCGAGAAGGAGGCAGAGACGAGGCGAGAAGGAGGCAGAGACGAGGCGAGAAGGAGGCAGAGACGAGGCGAGAAGGAGGCAGAGACGAGGCGAGAAGGAGGCAGAGACGAGGCGAGAAGGAGGCAGAGACGAGGCGAGAAGGAGGCAGAGACGAGGCGAGAAGGAGGCAGAGACGAGGCGAGAAGGAGGCAGAGACGAGGCGAGAAGGAGGCGGAGACGAGGCGAGAAGGAGGCGGAGACGAGGCGAGAAGGAGGCGGAGACGAGGCGAGAAGGAGGCGGAGACGAGGCGAGAAGGAGGCGGAGACGAGGCGAGAAGGAGGCGGAGACGAGGCGAGAAGGAGGCGGAGACGAGGCGAGAAGGAGGCAGAGACGAGGCGAGAAGGAGGCAGAGACGAGGCGAGAAGGAGGCAGAGACGAGGCGAGAAGGAGGCAGAGACGAGGCGAGAAGGAGGCAGAGACGAGGCGAGAAGGAGGCAGAGACGAGGCGAGAAGGAGGCAGAGACGAGGCGAGAAGGAGGCAGAGACGAGGCGAGAAGGAGGCAGAGACGAGGCGAGAAGGAGGGACAGACGAGGCGAGAAGGAGGGACAGACGAGGCGGGAAGGAGGGACAGACGAGGCGGGAAGGAGGGACAGACGAGGCGGGAAGGAGGGACAGACGAGGCGGGAAGGAGGGACAGACGAGGCGGGAAGGAGGGACAGACGAGGCGGGAAGGAGGGACAGACGAGGCGGGAAGGAGGGACAGACGAGGCGGGAAGGAGGAAGAGAGGAGGCGGGAAGGAGGAAGAGAGGAGGCGGGAAGGAGGAAGAGCGGAGGCGGGAAGGAGGAAGAGAGGAGGCGGGAAGGAGGAAGAGAGGAGGCGGGAAGGAGGAAGAGAGGAGGCGGGAAGGAGGAAGAGAGGAGGCGGGAAGGAGGAAGAGAGGAGGCGGGAAGGAGGAAGAGAGUGGGCGAGAAGGAGGAAGAGAGUGGGCGAGAAGGAGGAAGAGAGUGGGCGAGAAGGAGGAAGAGAGUGGGCGAGAAGGAGGAAGAGAGUGGGCGAGAAGGAGGAAGAGAGUGGGCGAGAAGGAGGAAGAGAGUGGGCGAGAAGGAGGCAGAGACGAGGCGAGAAGGAGGCAGAGACGAGGCGAGAAGGAGGCAGAGACGAGGCGAGAAGGAGGCAGAGACGAGGCGAGAAGGAGGCAGAGACGAGGCGAGAAGGAGGCAGAGACGAGGCGAGAAGGAGGCAGAGACGAGGCGAGAAGGAGGCAGAGACGAGGCGAGAAGGAGGCAGAGACGAGGCGAGAAGGAGGCAGAGACGAGGCGAGAAGGAGGCAGAGACGAGGCGAGAAGGAGGCAGAGACGAGGCGAGAAGGAGGCAGAGACGAGGCGAGAAGGAGGCAGAGACGAGGCGAGAAGGAGGCAGAGACGAGGCGAGAAGGAGGCAGAGACGAGGCGAGAAGGAGGCAGAGACGAGGCGAGAAGGAGGCAGAGACGAGGCGAGAAGGAGGCAGAGACGAGGCGAGAAGGAGGCAGAGACGAGGCGAGAAGGAGGCAGAGACGAGGCGAGAAGGAGGCAGAGACGAGGCGAGAAGGAGGCAGAGACGAGGCGAGAAGGAGGCAGAGACGAGGCGAGAAGGAGGCAGAGACGAGGCGAGAAGGAGGCAGAGACGAGGCGAGAAGGAGGCAGAGACGAGGCGAGAAGGAGGGACAGACGAGGCGAGAAGGAGGGACAGACGAGGCGGGAAGGAGGGACAGACGAGGCGGGAAGGAGGGACAGACGAGGCGGGAAGGAGGGACAGACGAGGCGGGAAGGAGGGACAGACGAGGCGGGAAGGAGGGACAGACGAGGCGGGAAGGAGGGACAGACGAGGCGGGAAGGAGGGACAGACGAGGCGGGAAGGAGGAAGAGAGGAGGCGGGAAGGAGGAAGAGAGGAGGCGGGAAGGAGGAAGAGCGGAGGCGGGAAGGAGGAAGAGAGGAGGCGGGAAGGAGGAAGAGAGGAGGCGGGAAGGAGGAAGAGAGGAGGCGGGAAGGAGGAAGAGAGGAGGCGGGAAGGAGGAAGAGAGGAGGCGGGAAGGAGGAAGAGAGUGGGCGAGAAGGAGGAAGAGAGUGGGCGAGAAGGAGGAAGAGAGUGGGCGAGAAGGAGGAAGAGAGUGGGCGAGAAGGAGGAAGAGAGUGGGCGAGAAGGAGGAAGAGAGUGGGCGAGAAGGAGGCAGAGACGAGGCGAGAAGGAGGCAGAGACGAGGCGAGAAGGAGGCAGAGACGAGGCGAGAAGGAGGCAGAGACGAGGCGAGAAGGAGGCAGAGACGAGGCGAGAAGGAGGCAGAGACGAGGCGAGAAGGAGGCAGAGACGAGGCGAGAAGGAGGCAGAGACGAGGCGAGAAGGAGGGACAGACGAGGCGAGAAGGAGGGACAGACGAGGCGAGAAGGAGGGACAGACGAGGCGAGAAGGAGGCAGAGACGAGGCGAGAAGGAGGGACAGACGAGGCGAGAAGGAGGGACAGACGAGGCGAGAAGGAGGGACAGACGAGGCGAGAAGGAGGGACAGACGAGGCGAGAAGGAGGCAGAGACGAGGCGAGAAGGAGGCAGAGACGAGGCGAGAAGGAGGCAGAGACGAGGCGAGAAGGAGGCAGAGACGAGGCGAGAAGGAGGCAGAGACGAGGCGAGAAGGAGGCAGAGACGAGGCGAGAAGGAGGCAGAGACGAGGCGAGAAGGAGGCAGAGACGAGGCGAGAAGGAGGCAGAGACGAGGCGAGAAGGAGGCAGAGACGAGGCGAGAAGGAGGCAGAGACGAGGCGAGAAGGAGGCAGAGACGAGGCGAGAAGGAGGCAGAGACGAGGCGAGAAGGAGGCAGAGACGAGGCGAGAAGGAGGCAGAGACGAGGCGAGAAGGAGGCAGAGACGAGGCGAGAAGGAGGCAGAGACGAGGCGAGAAGGAGGCAGAGACGAGGCGAGAAGGAGGCAGAGACGAGGCGAGAAGGAGGCAGAGACGAGGCGAGAAGGAGGCAGAGACGAGGCGAGAAGGAGGCAGAGACGAGGCGAGAAGGAGGCAGAGACGAGGCGAGAAGGAGGCAGAGACGAGGCGAGAAGGAGGCAGAGACGAGGCGAGAAGGAGGCAGAGACGAGGCGAGAAGGAGGCAGAGACGAGGCGAGAAGGAGGCAGAGACGAGGCGAGAAGGAGGCAGAGACGAGGCGAGAAGGAGGCAGAGACGAGGCGAGAAGGAGGCAGAGACGAGGCGAGAAGGAGGCAGAGACGAGGCGAGAAGGAGGCAGAGACGAGGCGAGAAGGAGGCAGAGACGAGGCGAGAAGGAGGCGGAGACGAGGCGAGAAGGAGGCGGAGACGAGGCGAGAAGGAGGCGGAGACGAGGCGAGAAGGAGGCGGAGACGAGGCGAGAAGGAGGCGGAGACGAGGCGAGAAGGAGGCAGAGACGAGGCGAGAAGGAGGCAGAGACGAGGCGAGAAGGAGGCAGAGACGAGGCGAGAAGGAGGCAGAGACGAGGCGAGAAGGAGGCAGAGACGAGGCGAGAAGGAGGCAGAGACGAGGCGAGAAGGAGGCAGAGACGAGGCGAGAAGGAGGCAGAGACGAGGCGAGAAGGAGGCAGAGACGAGGCGAGAAGGAGGCAGAGACGAGGCGAGAAGGAGGCAGAGACGAGGCGAGAAGGAGGCAGAGACGAGGCGAGAAGGAGGCAGAGACGAGGCGAGAAGGAGGGACAGACGAGGCGAGAAGGAGGGACAGACGAGGCGAGAAGGAGGGACAGACGAGGCGAGAAGGAGGGACAGACGAGGCGAGAAGGAGGGACAGACGAGGCGUGAAGGAGGGACAGACGAGGCGGGAAGGAGGGACAGACGAGGCGGGAAGGAGGGACAGACGAGGCGGGAAGGAGGGACAGACGAGGCGGGAAGGAGGAAGAGAGGAGGCGGGAAGGAGGAAGAGAGGAGGCGGGAAGGAGGAAGAGCGGAGGCGGGAAGGAGGAAGAGAGGAGGCGGGAAGGAGGAAGAGAGGAGGCGGGAAGGAGGAAGAGAGGAGGCGGGAAGGAGGAAGAGAGUGGGCGAGAAGGAGGAAGAGAGUGGGCGAGAAGGAGGAAGAGAGUGGGCGAGAAGGAGGAAGAGAGUGGGCGAGAAGGAGGAAGAGAGUGGGCGAGAAGGAGGAAGAGAGUGGGCGAGAAGGAGGAAGAGAGUGGGCGAGAAGGAGGCAGAGACGAGGCGAGAAGGAGGCAGAGACGAGGCGAGAAGGAGGCAGAGACGAGGCGAGAAGGAGGCAGAGACGAGGCGAGAAGGAGGCAGAGACGAGGCGAGAAGGAGGCAGAGACGAGGCGAGAAGGAGGCAGAGACGAGGCGAGAAGGAGGCAGAGACGAGGCGAGAAGGAGGCAGAGACGAGGCGAGAAGGAGGCAGAGACGAGGCGAGAAGGAGGCAGAGACGAGGCGAGAAGGAGGCAGAGACGAGGCGAGAAGGAGGCAGAGACGAGGCGAGAAGGAGGCAGAGACGAGGCGAGAAGGAGGCAGAGACGAGGCGAGAAGGAGGCAGAGACGAGGCGAGAAGGAGGCAGAGACGAGGCGAGAAGGAGGCAGAGACGAGGCGAGAAGGAGGCAGAGACGAGGCGAGAAGGAGGCAGAGACGAGGCGAGAAGGAGGCAGAGACGAGGCGAGAAGGAGGCAGAGACGAGGCGAGAAGGAGGCAGAGACGAGGCGAGAAGGAGGCAGAGACGAGGCGAGAAGGAGGCAGAGACGAGGCGAGAAGGAGGCAGAGACGAGGCGAGAAGGAGGCAGAGACGAGGCGAGAAGGAGGCAGAGACGAGGCGAGAAGGAGGCAGAGACGAGGCGAGAAGGAGGCAGAGACGAGGCGAGAAGGAGGCAGAGACGAGGCGAGAAGGAGGCAGAGACGAGGCGAGAAGGAGGCAGAGACGAGGCGAGAAGGAGGCAGAGACGAGGCGAGAAGGAGGCAGAGACGAGGCGAGAAGGAGGGACAGACGAGGCGAGAAGGAGGGACAGACGAGGCGAGAAGGAGGCAGAGACGAGGCGAGAAGGAGGGACAGACGAGGCGAGAAGGAGGGACAGACGAGGCGAGAAGGAGGGACAGACGAGGCGAGAAGGAGGGACAGACGAGGCGGGAAGGAGGGACAGACGAGGCGGGAAGGAGGAAGAGAGGAGGCGGGAAGGAGGAAGAGAGGAGGCGGGAAGGAGGAAGAGAGGAGGCGGGAAGGAGGAAGAGCGGAGGCGGGAAGGAGGAAGAGAGGAGGCGGGAAGGAGGAAGAGAGUGGGCGAGAAGGAGGAAGAGAGGAGGCGGGAAGGAGGAAGAGAGGAGGCGGGAAGGAGGAAGAGAGUGGGCGAGAAGGAGGAAGAGAGUGGGCGAGAAGGAGGAAGAGAGUGGGCGAGAAGGAGGAAGAGAGUGGGCGAGAAGGAGGAAGAGAGUGGGCGAGAAGGAGGAAGAGAGUGGGCGAGAAGGAGGAAGAGAGUGGGCGAGAAGGAGGAAGAGAGUGGGCGAGAAGGAGGAAGAGAGUGGGCGAGAAGGAGGAAGAGAGUGGGCGAGAAGGAGGAAGAGAGUGGGCGAGAAGGAGGAAGAGAGUGGGCGAGAAGGAGGAAGAGAGUGGGCGAGAAGGAGGAAGAGAGUGGGCGAGAAGGAGGAAGAGAGUGGGCGAGAAGGAGGAAGAGAGUGGGCGAGAAGGAGGAAGAGAGUGGGCGAGAAGGAGGAAGAGAGUGGGCGAGAAGGAGGAAGAGAGUGGGCGAGAAGGAGGAAGAGAGUGGGCGAGAAGGAGGAAGAGAGUGGGCGAGAAGGAGGAAGAGAGUGGGCGAGAAGGAGGAAGAGAGUGGGCGAGAAGGAGGAAGAGAGUGGGCGAGAAGGAGGAAGAGAGUGGGCGAGAAGGAGGAAGAGAGUGGGCGAGAAGGAGGAAGAGAGUGGGCGAGAAGGAGGAAGAGAGUGGGCGAGAAGGAGGAAGAGAGUACUUGGGGGCCGGAUCAUCCAUGA
Molecule: messenger RNA, 8505 nt
Organism: Schistocerca cancellata (South American locust)
Lineage: Eukaryota; Metazoa; Arthropoda; Insecta; Orthoptera; Acrididae
Product: trichohyalin-like
Exons: 3
Coding region: 1-8505 (2834 amino acids)
Source: RefSeq, a predicted model, not a curated record